CGGUGUGACGUCAGAGCCGCCGGUGCUGUGAAGAGUUCUCAGAAUAGACUUCUAGGAAACGGUAAAUUUUAAAAGCCAAGCCUUUACACUCUGUCCUUCACACAUUUGGGUCCCGUUCUGGCGACAACACACUCCGGCGGAUCUGGAGCGGUUCGGAGAGGAAAGGACGGUUUAAAAAAGAAAGAAAGAAAGAACAAAUCCAGUGUUCUGUUAGAAAGUACAGCAGCAGAACCGACGGCUCGGGGACACGGAGCUCUUGGUGGAGACUCGGUCUGUUCGUGUCUAGCCCGUGUUCCGGCUCGCUUCUUUGGGUCAAGGUGUUUUUCCCUCAGACGAAGCUCCGGUCCUGCAUGUUCUGGGUGUUUUCAGCGGAGGAAACCCGACCGGAUUUUAAGCCCAGAGGAUUAAAGAAGUAGCAUGAUUCUUUGUGUACCGGGUCCCAGAGCUCUUCUGCCCGCUGCUCCGUCCACUGAAGCCCCGCGGGGCAUGCGGGCAGGAACAGUGCCUCCUACCCCCUGCCUACAGAGCACCCCUCCGCUAUGGGACCCCACAAAGGACCUCCGGGCGAUCGCCAGCAACUUCUGCUACCUAGAAAACUCAGGAUGGUACUGGGGCGCUGUGACGGCGGCUCAGGCCCACGCUGCGCUGCAGGAGGCGUCUGAAGGAGCCUUCCUGGUACGGGACAGCAGCCACCCUCUGUACAUGCUGACCCUCUCGGUCAGGACGGCACGAGGUCCCACCAGCAUACGGAUCCAGUACAGCGGCGCCCAGUUCCUGCUGGACUCCAGCUCCCCGGCCAGACCCAGCCUGUCGUCCUUCCCCAACGUGCCCAGCCUGGUGCAGCACUACAUGGGCCCGGAGAGGAAGGCAGAGGAGGGGAAGGUGGAGCAGGAGGCUCCGACCAAGCCCUCCCAGCAGACUGUUCAGGAGACGUCGGUGGUACUGAAGCUGAAGCGGGCCGUCUACAAGCCCCAGAGCCUCCCUCCUCUGCAGCACCUCACACGGCUUGUCAUCAACAGGCACACCGACUGCCCUGACCAGCUACCACUCCCGAGGCCGCUGCUGCGCUACCUACAGGACUACCCCUUCAAAGUAUGAGUCCGGUAUCGCGGCUCAGUGUUCCCCGAAGGAGGAGAAAAACUGUCAACAGGUCCUUUGUGCCUGUUCAGAACAGAGCUGCCCCGGCAGUCGGAGGCCAGUCACAGACAUACUGGACACAGGGUCAUGUUGUUGCUGACAAAAAAAAUGUACAAAUUCAGUUUCUACUGACGUGUCUGGUUCCAGACUUAAUCUGUCGAGGACUGUGCGGCGAAGCACCCCAGAAAGAGACGAGUCGUGAGACAAACGCAGUACUGUAACCUCCGCUUAUUUCAUGAUGGAUGUGGAAACUGUCCAUGUCUGUUUUAGCCUCAUCAGUUCUGGAUGUACAUACUGUUCCUAAGAAGUACACUGAUUCCUUUGAGACAUCUUUUACGCCAUUUUAUUUUUCUCAGUAAAGCAUUUUUUGUACCUUUUACAUGUGUACAUGUUUCUAUUAAAAACCAAGCCGACUGGAA
Messenger RNA from Stegastes partitus (bicolor damselfish), 1556 nucleotides. It is a transcript of the gene cisha, whose product is annotated as cytokine inducible SH2-containing protein a. Lineage: Eukaryota; Metazoa; Chordata; Actinopteri; Pomacentridae. Gene Ontology annotation, molecular function: 1-phosphatidylinositol-3-kinase regulator activity. Gene Ontology annotation, cellular component: phosphatidylinositol 3-kinase complex. The transcript has 3 exons. The coding region runs from base 418 to 1098 and encodes 226 amino acids. The record is from RefSeq and is a predicted model, not a curated record. Gene Ontology annotation, biological process: intracellular signal transduction; phosphatidylinositol phosphate biosynthetic process.